Molecule: messenger RNA, 497 nt
Organism: Suncus etruscus (white-toothed pygmy shrew)
Lineage: Eukaryota; Metazoa; Chordata; Mammalia; Eulipotyphla; Soricidae
Gene: ATG12
Product: autophagy related 12
Exons: 4
Coding region: 17-448 (143 amino acids)
Biological process (GO): C-terminal protein lipidation; nucleophagy; autophagy of mitochondrion
Cellular component (GO): phagophore assembly site membrane; cytoplasm; Atg12-Atg5-Atg16 complex
Source: RefSeq, a predicted model, not a curated record
CCCGCCGAGCCGCGACAUGGCCGAGGAGCCCGACGCCGCUCUCCGGCUGCCCGCGCCCGCGCCCGUCCCCGCCGCCGAGGGCGACGCGCCGCCCGAGGCGUCCCCCGACUCGGCGCCCCCGGAGCCGCCUUCCCCCGCCGCCGCCUCCCCGGGCUCGGAGGAGCCCGCGGGCGACGCCAGGAAGAAAAUUGACAUCUUACUAAAGGCUGUAGGAGACACUCCAAUAAUGAAAACAAAGAAGUGGGCUGUGGAGCGAACCCGGACUAUCCAAGGACUCAUUGACUUCAUCAAAAAGUUCCUCAAACUUGUGGCCUCAGAACAAUUGUUUAUUUAUGUCAAUCAGUCCUUUGCCCCUUCCCCAGACCAAGAGGUUGGAACCCUGUAUGAGUGUUUUGGUAGUGAUGGUAAACUGGUCUUACAUUACUGCAAGUCUCAAGCCUGGGGAUGAGCAACAGAGAAUAAGUUCCUGCUAAUUUAAAAUGAAUCUUUAUAAAGGA